Messenger RNA from Danio rerio (zebrafish), 1695 nucleotides. It is a transcript of the gene dgke, whose product is annotated as diacylglycerol kinase, epsilon. Gene Ontology annotation, biological process: glycerophospholipid biosynthetic process; glycerolipid metabolic process; signal transduction. Gene Ontology annotation, cellular component: cytoplasm; membrane. The record is from RefSeq and is marked provisional. Gene Ontology annotation, molecular function: transferase activity; kinase activity; ATP-dependent diacylglycerol kinase activity. NCBI's taxonomy places the organism in Eukaryota, Metazoa, Chordata, Actinopteri, Cypriniformes, Danionidae.
AUGGAAGAAAACAAUGAAGAGCCGAGGGAGGAGUGGACUUUGUUCCUUUGGACCACGUUUGCUGUUCUGGUUCCAGUGCUUAUUACACUUUGGUGCAGCUUCCAGCGUCCUAAACGAAAAAUUCAGCUGAAAGAUCUGUUCCGAAAAAGCAAGCACGGCUGGCACUACACGGACCUGUUCAACAAGCCCACCUACUGCUGCGUGUGCUGCCAGCCCAUCCUGCAAGGGGCUUUUUGUGACUGCUGUGGUAUAUGUUCGGAUGAGCAGUGCAUACAGAGAGCAGAUCGCAUUCUGUCAUGUAAGGAGAUCAUGACACAGAACCAGACAGAUGGCAAGUUCUGCCACCAGUGGGUCAAAGGAAAUGUACCCCUCGCCAGCUACUGUGGCGUGUGCAAACAGCAAUGCGGGACUCAACCUAAACUCUGCGACUAUAGGUGUGUAUGGUGUCAAACCACAGUGCAUGAUGACUGUCUUUCCAGUCUGACCGAUGAUCUGUGUGAUCUUGGAGAGUUCCACUCUGUCAUCAUACCUCCAUGUUAUCUCUAUCAAGUCAACAAGCUACGCCGAAGACACCCUGAUGAGUACAGUAAGCUUGCUGCAGUCUAUGGGAGUGGCUGGACUCCUGUAUUGGUCUUGGCAAACACAAGAAGUGGCAACAACAUGGGGGAAAUUCUGCUGGGAGAAUUUCGUACCCUUCUGAACCCUGUGCAGGUGUUUGAUCUCUCUGAGCUGCCCCCCUCUAAAGCCCUACAGCUGUGUACCCUUCUGCCUCCUGGGAGUGUGCGUGUUCUGGUGUGUGGGGGAGAUGGCACAGUAGGGUGGGUUCUGGAUGCCAUUGAUACCAUGAAGCUGAAGGGCCAAGAUCAGUUUAUCCCUCUUGUAACCAUUUUGCCAUUGGGCACUGGCAAUGAUUUAUCAAACUCUUUGGGAUGGGGAGCAGGAUACGCUGGAGAGAUUCCAGUGGAACAAGUCCUCAGAAACGUUCUAGAGGCUGAAGUAGUUAAGAUGGACAGGUGGAAGGUUCAAGUUGCCUCCAAAGGAAACUAUUUUCGUAAGCCAAAGGUAUUGUCCAUGAAUAAUUAUUUUUCAGUGGGUCCUGAUGCUCUCAUGGCACUAAACUUCCAUGUGCACAGAGAAAAAACACCCUCCUUUUUCUCCAGCCGAAUAAUCAAUAAGGCAGUGUACUUCCUCUAUGGGACCAAAGAUUGUCUUGUCCAAGAAUGUAAAGAUCUGGAUAAGAGGAUUGAGCUGGAGCUAGAUGGAGAGCAAGUGACUUUACCCAACCUGGAGGGUAUAAUCGUGUGUAACAUCGGCAACUGGGGUGGUGGCUGUAGACUCUGGGAAGGAAUGGGAGAUGAACCUUAUCCUCCUACCCGAGUUGAUGAUGGUUUAUUAGAGGUGGUCGGGGUGUAUGGCUCAUUCCACUGUGCACAAAUCCAGGUGAAACUGGCCAAUCCUGUGAGGCUGGGACAAGCACAUACAGUCCGGCUGGUAUUGAAGAGUUCUCGGAUGCCAAUGCAGGUGGAUGGAGAGCCAUGGGCGCAGGGUCCAUGCACUAUAACCAUUACUCACAAGACCCAGGCCCUCAUGCUUUACCACAGUACAGAACAAACAGAUGAUGAUGAUUCCAGUGCAUCAGAGGUUGAAGAUCACAUCGACACAUCCAGCAAUGCUCCGCAAACCGAGUCUUCGUAA